Messenger RNA from Frieseomelitta varia, 3447 nucleotides. Its product is annotated as hemocyte protein-glutamine gamma-glutamyltransferase-like. Lineage: Eukaryota; Metazoa; Arthropoda; Insecta; Hymenoptera; Apidae. Gene Ontology annotation, molecular function: protein-glutamine gamma-glutamyltransferase activity. The transcript is spliced from 8 exons. The record is from RefSeq and is a predicted model, not a curated record. The coding region runs from base 153 to 2294 and encodes 713 amino acids. Gene Ontology annotation, biological process: peptide cross-linking.
AGCUUGUUCGUAUAAAAAGACAGAACAUCCAUGAAUGUCAGUGCAGUGAGUGUAAGUUAGUUGUUAAUCGUGGUUCGUCUCUCGUCUCCAGAAUCGAAGAAACGUCUCCAAUUUUCCGAUUGUAAUUUUUAAGAACAGAGCCAAAAGUCAAAAUGUCGUCGGAGGAGCCAUUAGUCGUCGAGAUGGUCUAUCUUUAUGAGAAAGACAACGCGAAGCUGCAUCACACCAUCAAUUACGAAUUGGUGCACCUUGAACCGGCGACACCCGUCCUCAGGAGGGGUCAGUCAUUUCACGUAGCCUUGAGAUUCAAUCGGGAAUACGUAGAUGAGACCGACAUCGUCAGAUUGCUGUUCAAUUUCGGGCCAAAUCCGAACGUUCUUAGAGGAACCAGAGGUGUGAACACCAUUACCUACAGAGACAGUUAUUUGACCGAUUUGGAGGCGUGGGGUGUUCGUUUGGUGGGUGUCAAUGGGGUUGAUUUGACGGCGGAAGUGAGAAGCCCCAUAGACAGUCCUGUUGGCAUCUGGCAGUUGAACGUGGAGACUACAGUCGUAGGAAGCAAAACGCAUCCGAACACUUAUAAUUACGACAAGGACAUUUAUUUGCUGUUCAAUCCUUGGCUGAAAGAUGAUUUGGUGUACAUGGAGGAUGAACAGCUCUUGGACGAGUACAUUUUGAACGAUGUUGGGAAAAUAUGGGUCGGUUCAUGGGGAAGUGCACGCGGCAGAGAAUGGGUGUUUGGUCAGUUUGAUGCCUGCGUGUUGAAAGCUUGUCAGUUGUUACUGGAAAGAUCCGGCAUCAAAGCUAAUUCCAGAGGAGACCCAGUCCAGAUGUGCAGAGCUAUUUCGAGAAUCGUGAACUCGAACGACGACAGGGGAGUGAUCGUCGGUCGCUGGGACGGCGACUACGCCGACGGCACAGCCCCAGCCGCGUGGACCGGAAGUGUACCGAUCCUCGAGGAGUUCGUAGAAACCGGCGAGUCCGUGAACUACGGUCAAUGUUGGGUGUUCGCCGGUGUCGUCACCACCGUGUGUCGCGCCCUUGGCAUACCGUCUCGGGUUGUCUCUAAUUUAGUGUCGGCCCACGACGCGAACGCCUCGCUCUCCGUCGAUCGUUACUACAGCAGAAACAACGAGGAACUCGAUUACGAUCCGAACAAUCUCGACGGCGAGGACUCGAUCUGGAACUAUCACGUUUGGAACGACGUGUGGAUGGCCAGGCCGGAUUUGCCAAAGGGUUACGGUGGUUGGCAAGCGAUCGACUCCACGCCGCAGGAAACUUCGGACGGUGUUUAUCAAUGCGGGCCAGCUUCGGUCGAGGCGAUUAAGCAAGGCGUCGUUGGAUACAACUACGACGUGACGUUCAUGCUGGCAUCGGUAAAUGCUGAUCUGAUGAGGUGGAUGGAGGAUCCUGACAGCGAGCUCGGCUACAGGAAGAUUGAUUGCAACAAGUAUCACAUUGGUCGAAUGAUUUUGACGAAAGCACCUUGGAUUUUCGAUCCAAACGGCGACAGAGACAGAGAGGACAUAACAUCCAUUUACAAAGCCAAGGAAGGAACGGAGGUCGAACGACUGACAUUGUACAGAGCGGUGCGCAAUACCGAACUGGCAAAGAGAUUCUACUCGUUGCCCUCAUCCGCGAAGGAAGAUGUCGAGUUCGAUCUCGUGGACAUCGAUCGUGUGAACAUCGGGCAACCGUUUGCUGUUAUAGUGAACAUGAAGAACAAGUCGAACGAGAUACGGACCAUUCAAGCUGUUCUAUCUGCUGGCAGCGUGUACUAUACGGGAAUCAAGGCGCAUCUGGUGAAGAGAGCGUCUGGUGACUUUGUUCUUAGACCGCAAGCCACCGAGCAGUUGAGGCUCAGGGUCACGGUGGAUGAUUAUUUGGACAAGCUCGUGGAGUAUUGUAACAUGAAAUUGUAUUCCAUUGCCACGGUCGUGGAAACCAAACAGACAUGGGCCGAGGAGGAUGAUUUUCAAGUCUUGAAACCGAACAUCACGGUCAAGAUCGACGGCGAGCCUGUAGUAGGAAGACCAUCGACAAUCAGCCUCAGAUUCAAGAAUCCCUUGAAGAAAGUAUUAACAGAGUGUAAAUUCAAUUACGCUGGUCCAGGACUAACAAGAAACAAAACUCUAGCGUUCCGAGACAUCGAUCCUGAGGAAGAUAUCUACGUAGAACACCAAUUGAUCCCCCAAAAGGCUGGCUCGCAGAAGAUCAUUGCCACUUUUACCUCUAAAGAGUUAGUCGAUGUGACAGGAAGCGCUGCCAUUGAGGUUCUUGACGAGGAGGAAUAAAAUCCCAAACCAAAUCAAACUUUCCCCAUCCUUAUUAUGAAAAUAACGUGUAAACGUUAUUAUGAAAAUAACGUAUUAAUUCACAAAAUAUGGUUCAUCGACUUAUUACUAGAUCUUUAUCGUGGUUGUUUAUAUAUACAUACAUACAUACAUAUAUAUAUAUUUUUUUAGAAAAUUUAUUAUUAUUACCGAGGAGUAUAUGAUUACUUUUAGAUACGGUUUGCAAGCUUUUUUUUUAGAAAGUCUCGAGUCUUUUAAAAAUUAUCAAGUCACGUAAAAAUUGUCUUAAAUUCCAGAUAACGAAAAAUAUAUAUAAUAGUAUAUAUAAUAAUAUUUUUGAUAUCAAGUUUUAUAGUUAUUUAAUAUUAUCCGAGAAACAGUAAAUACUAGAAAGUAUUUAAAUAAAUAUUUAAAUUGAAAAAUAAUAUAACAAAUAUUUAAAUUGAAAAAUAUUUCAUAUUUCACAAAUACUAUUUUGUGGAAAAAAGAAUCAUUUCAGUACUAUAUUAAAAUUCUGCAGAUAAUUUAUUCAUGAACUAAACGUUUCGUAAAAAUGUAUGAUUGCUUGCGAAGAUAUUACCUCAAAAUACCUAAAAUAGAAGGCUCGUUAAUUCUUUUACGACGAGAUUUAUAUUUUUUCACGUCUAUAAAAAUUCGAAUUCACAUGGAAUUCGAUAGUCUAAGGUUUGUUAUCGUGAUUUAAGACACGUGCAGUAAUCCUUCUCUGGUUGAUUAUUGUAUGGUGAUGACUAUAAAAAUACAUGACUCGGAGAUACGUUGUUGGAAUGAAGAGGUAUGCGAGUUGCGUAGCCGGUUUUCAGACAACUCUCUUGAGACCGCAUGAAAGAGAUUAUGUAAUCCGAAGGAAAUAACGUGAAUCUAUAUUAAGACGUGCAUGUUGAUUGUACAGUCAGUCACAGAAGAUUAGACAUACUUAUCGAUCUGUCAAAUUUUAUAAUAUUUGACACAAGAAAAGAAGAGUAUUAUUAGAUACUUCAUUAUUCAUUUCUUGAUGAUGCUAUUUGUUUCUUUAAUAUUGCCUUUCGAAAAUGAAUCAUUGUUCGACGUGUGUGUUAUGCGAACUGUCGCGUGCAAGGAAUUUUAUCGUUUUGUAUAUUUGAUAAUACAUAUUAAUAAAUGUUUAUUUCUUCAA